AUGGUCUCCGCUCACGUAUUCAAGCUUUGCCAAGAGACGCCGACUGUGAGCUCCGAGUUCGCCAAAAACCCACCAGAGGCGCCUACAGAAAUCGCCAAACGACUCUAUGGCACCACAAAGCCUGCUACGAAGCAUGACUUCCCCGGAGUCGACCGGCCCUCUGCUUCAGUUGCAGAUCUCGAGCGGGCGCUGCAAUGUGGGAAAUGGGGUCCCUCGCCGCCAAGUGAGUUCUUCUUGAGAGUUUGGAAUGAUGUGCUAUCUUCUCUCGACGCGGACGCCUUGGGUGGCAUGGUCUCGCCGCCAUUGAUGGGCAGCUACGGCACCAUGCCAUUGACCGUCAUUGCCCCACUUGCUGAUAUCGUCCGCCACAUGUCCAAUCUUAUAGUAAGGGCGGAGAGGGAAGUCUUCUUGAUCACUUGCUCUUGGUCGCCAUCUGUUGCCGUUCACCUGGUAAGCGAUGCCUUGAAGGAACUUUCUAGGAGAGCUGGUCAGCGCGGUGAGCGCGUGGUCGUCAAGGUCAUGUAUGAUAAGGCCGGCGCUGCCCAGUUCAUCAACAAUCGCCAGCCAGUCAAACCAGAAGUGUACUCAGGUGAAAAAAUCCAACUGCCGAAGCCGGAAGAGAUUCCGCAUAUCGACUUUGAAGUCAUCAACUUCCACAAGCCUUUGCUCGGAACUCUCCAUGCGAAGUUCAUGGUCGUGGAUAGGAAGGUUGCCAUUAUCGAAAGCAACAACAUGGAAGACAACGACAACGUGGAAAUGAUGACACAUUUUGAAGGCCCUAUCGUUGAUUCCAUCUACGACACUGCCCUCGUUACAUGGGGCAAUGCUUUCAAGACCCCACCACCAAGCGCUAAUGCUCCUGCUACCGCAGGCGGCCUUCCCACCAACCAAGCCAGCGAAGGCUUAUUCACAGACCGAGAGCCUGCGCGAGAACAACACCAAAUUGUUCUGGACGGUCAGGCGGCACAGCUCCCAGAGCAUAUGCCCGGCGACCCGCAUUAUGAUUCGGACAUGGCGGGUGAAAUCACUCGGAUGCAAUCAUGCUACUCGGCCAAGCCCAAUGAGUCACGCCUUCAAGCCACGAACAGGCAGCUCAACCUAGCAUGCACUAAGCCCAUUGGCCCAACGGCGCCAGAGAUACCCGACGGUGAUGAGUUCACACCAUAUAUUCCUAUUUCCACUCCCACGCCUUUCCCAAUCGCACUUGUCUCUCGACCUCCCUAUGGAGAACCCAACAACGGAAAUGUAUUUGUGCCUCAGAAUGAAGCUUGGCUGUCCUGCAUUCGCAAUGCAAGGUCCUCCGUCUUUAUCCAGACACCAGAUCUAAACGCCACCCAGCUCCAUUCCGCUCUCACCGCCGCUCUGAAGAGAGGCAUCGAGAUCACCUACUAUGUCUGCCUCGGCUACAAUGACGCUGGUGAGAUCAUGCCCGGCCAGGGCGGUACCAACGAAAUGUUUGCCGGCAAACUCGUAGACUCUCUCAGCGAGCCUGAGCGCAAGCUCCUUCACGUCUGUUACUACGUUGGCAAAGAUCAAGACCAUCCAAUCCACCACAAUUUCAAGGCUCGCAGCUGCCAUGUGAAGUUGCUCAUAGCUGACGGCCACAUCGGUAUCCAAGGAUCGGGGAACCAGGAUACACAGAGCUGGUACCACAGCCAGGAGAUCAAUGUCAUGAUCGAUAGUGAGGAGAUGUGUCGGAAGUGGCGAGAAGGAAUUGAACGUAACCAAAACACGGCGACCUAUGGGAAGGCUGGUGUAGAUGACGGAGUGUGGAGAGAUCAGAAUGGCAAGGAGGCGGAAGGUAGCAUGGGGAAGCCGAGUACAGCUAUGGGGUGGGUAAAGGGCACGAUGGGGAUGGUAAAAAAGGCACAAGAGAAGGGCGGGUUCUGA
This is a messenger RNA of Letharia columbiana, 1890 nucleotides long. RefSeq lists its product as uncharacterized. The record is from RefSeq and is a predicted model, not a curated record. Bases 1 to 1890 code for a protein of 629 amino acids. Lineage: Eukaryota; Fungi; Ascomycota; Lecanoromycetes; Lecanorales; Parmeliaceae. The transcript has 2 exons. Gene Ontology annotation, molecular function: catalytic activity.